AUGUAUCGUCUUGCAAUCAACUCUGCCAUGCGACCCGCAGUCCGCACAUCCAUCCCAGCUGCUAGAGCAUUCACUGUAUCAGCACGCACUAUGGGCGAGGGAGACACCGGCGCUGCCAGAUUUGGCGGCCAGCAAGAUGCCUUUACCAAACGCGAAAAGGCUAAUGAGGAUUACACCAUCCGUCAACGUGAGAAUGAGAAACUCUUGGAGUUGAGGAAGAAAAUUACCGAACAACGUGAUCACUUAAAGAAACUCGAGGACCACAUUUCCGAAAUUGAGAAGCAAUCUGGUGGCGAGCAGAACUAA
This is a messenger RNA of Botrytis byssoidea, 306 nucleotides long. RefSeq lists its product as uncharacterized. The transcript is spliced from 4 exons. Gene Ontology annotation, cellular component: mitochondrion. Gene Ontology annotation, biological process: negative regulation of ATP-dependent activity. The record is from RefSeq and is a predicted model, not a curated record. The coding region runs from base 1 to 306 and encodes 101 amino acids. Gene Ontology annotation, molecular function: ATPase inhibitor activity. NCBI's taxonomy places the organism in Eukaryota, Fungi, Ascomycota, Leotiomycetes, Helotiales, Sclerotiniaceae.